UAACAAGCAAGGACAUGCGGGAAUACAGCUGGAACAGUUUCAAGGAUUUAAUUUUCACAAAUCCUGCUGUUGUUGACCAGGACCCACAUGUGGAUGAUGGUGAUGAGAAUACUGAGCGUGGGAACUGGGCCAGCAAGAAGGAAUACAUCCUCUCUAUGAUCGGCUAUGCUGUUGGACUGGGAAAUAUCUGGAGAUUUCCAUAUUUGGCCUACAAUAAUGGAGGGGGUGCCUUUCUUAUCCCCUACUUUGUGAUGUUGGUGUUGGCUGGAAUUCCUCUUUUCUUCCUGGAAAGCGCCUUUGGGCAGUUUUGCAGCCAAGGACCAAUUAACAUAUGGAGAGCAGUGCCUAUCCUGCAGGGUGUUGGUGUUGCCAUGGUUAUGGUCACUUUAAUAGUAUCAGUUUACUAUAACGUCAUCAUCGCCUACAGUCUGUACUACAUGUUUGCCUCCUUCCAGUCUCCUUUGCCGUGGUCCAGCUGCCUCAGUCAGGCUGACAGUAACUGCAGCAACACGCCAAUAGUGUACUGCAAUGUAAGUGGUUCUUUAGUGGCCAACUGGACUCAGGGAAACAGCACUUGCCCUUUAUCCGACAUAAUCACAGAUCCAGUGCAGAGCCCAAGUGAGCAGUACUGGGAUCGUGUGGCUCUGCAGAGAUCUAGUGGUCUGGAUGAAACAGGACCCGUAGUUUGGCACUUGGCCCUCUGUCUGCUGCUGAGCUCCAUGAUUGUUGCUGCAGCGCUCAUCAGAGGCAUCAAGUCAUCAGGCAAAGUUGUGUAUUUUACAGCUACAUUUCCUUAUGUGGUGAUUCUGAUCCUGCUGAUUAGAGGUGUGACACUAGAGGGAGCCAGAGACGGCAUAGAGUUCUACAUUGGUUCCCAAUCCAAUUUGACUAAACUGACAGAAGCACAGGUCUGGAAAGAUGCAGCAACUCAGACCUUUUACUCUCUCUCGAUUGGCUGGGGUGGAGUCAUGACUCUUGCUUCCUACAACAACUUCCACAAUAAUGUGUUCAAAGACUCAUUUGUUGUAACACUUACCAAUGCUGGUACCAGUGUGCUUGCGGGCUUUGCCAUAUUUUCAAUCUUGGGUCACAUGGCUCACAUCUACAAAAUGCCUGUUGGAGAAGUGGUGAAGGAAGGAUUUGGACUGGCAUUCAUUGCAUAUCCAGAUGCUCUUUCUAAGCUUCCUAUUUCCCCUCUUUGGUCCAUUUUGUUCUUCUUCAUGCUUUUGACUGUUGGUCUGGACUCUCAGUUUGCAGGAAUAGAGGUGAUUACCACCUGUCUGCUCGAUGCCUUCCCUAAAACCUUCAAAUCCAAACGAGCUUUAUUGACUAUAACAACAUCUUCCAUCCUCUACCUGCUGGGUCUGCCUUGUAUCACAAGGGCAGGAAUAUACUGGGUUACUCUAAUCGACCAGUUUGCCGGCAGCUGGGUGCUGCUAUUUUUGGUUCUCUUGGAGAUCAUUGGUGUCUGCUACAUAUAUGGAGGCAACCGUUUUAUUAAAGACAUUGAGAUGAUGAUUGGAAAAAAGAGUUUCACUUUCUGGCUGUGGUGGAGAGCAUGUUGGUUCUUUAUCAGCCCCUGCAUCAUAGUGGUGAUCCUGAUCUGGUCACUGAUCACGUUUACGCCACCCUCUUAUGGAGGAGUCCAGUUCCCAGUGUGGGGUUUGGUUUUGGGCUGGUGCAUUGCUGUAUUUAUCCUUCUCUGGGUCCCUGUCAUCGCUGUGUAUAAACUGAUGAGAGCAGAGGGAAGCCCCUGGAAGCGUCUGAAGUCAUUGUGCUCUCCAGCUGAACAAUGGCAUCCCUACCUGGACAUUCAUCGAGGAGAACGCUACUCACAAGAACACUGCCGCCUCAGGAUAAGGCAUAAAACCAAACCAGAAGUAAAUGUAAAUGUCAUCUCAAGCUCAUGGCUGUGAUGUGUGUUUUUGUGUGAUUACGUUUUCUUCUCUUCGGUGCAGCAGUGUAAUCUGUGAAACUUUAUACUGAAAGUUAAAGUUACAUUAAGUGAUUUGUGACAAACCGUCCACCAUUUCCUGCUAGGGCAGGCAGCUUGCAGCAAUCUUCUGUGAGGUCAUAUGUUUACGGUAAACGGAGCAGAGCCAUUUAGGACUCGACCACACAGACCAAUGACCAAAAACGAGUGAAACGUGUCUGAAUGCUACUUAGAAUAAUAGCAAUUUUUUUCAUGUUAAGGAAAUACUUUGAUUCAAUGUGUAUAUCAAACUAUUGUUUAAUUGGGCUUGAGAAUCAGGUAACGGGUCUUAAUUUGUCAAUGAUCCAUGGUUUUGUAUUUAUCUCAAUGUAUUUCAUCCAAAAUGCUUAUGUCCUCUCAGUAGUGACUGUACCAGUGAUCAUUUUUGUCUUUCUAUGUCAAGUAUAGUUUUGUGUCAGUUAUCUACAUCUUUUGUUCCUCACCUCUGAUAUUCUACAAUAAAUAACUUAUUUCUCCA
Perca fluviatilis (European perch) is the source of this 2450-nucleotide messenger RNA. It is a transcript of the gene slc6a14, whose product is annotated as solute carrier family 6 member 14. The record is from RefSeq and is a predicted model, not a curated record. Gene Ontology annotation, molecular function: L-proline transmembrane transporter activity. Lineage: Eukaryota; Metazoa; Chordata; Actinopteri; Perciformes; Percidae. The transcript is spliced from 15 exons. Gene Ontology annotation, cellular component: membrane. Gene Ontology annotation, biological process: sodium ion transmembrane transport. Bases 15 to 1916 code for a protein of 633 amino acids.